Molecule: messenger RNA, 2367 nt
Organism: Onychostoma macrolepis
Lineage: Eukaryota; Metazoa; Chordata; Actinopteri; Cypriniformes; Cyprinidae
Gene: psen1
Product: presenilin 1
Exons: 11
Coding region: 154-1509 (451 amino acids)
Biological process (GO): smooth endoplasmic reticulum calcium ion homeostasis; calcium ion transport; membrane protein ectodomain proteolysis
Cellular component (GO): growth cone; cell cortex; mitochondrial inner membrane
Molecular function (GO): beta-catenin binding; cadherin binding; aspartic endopeptidase activity, intramembrane cleaving
Source: RefSeq, a predicted model, not a curated record
CACAGUUCUGACCUUUCGCAGCGCUUCCUGUCUGUCUCACCGUGUUUCGCUUCACAGUAUUGGGGGCUUUUAUCAGCGUGAAUUCAGAUUCCAGUCCAGUCAGAUCCAGAGGUCCUGCUGUUUCUAUGAUCCCUGGGUCACUUCACAGCAUCAAUGGCUGAUAAUGUGGAAAAUGCCGUCAAUAAUGUGUCAAAUGACGGGACGGAGGUCAGCCGGCACACUGAGACGACUCCCGGCCGUAACGAGGUGGAGCUGAACGGACAGCCGCCCACCGCACGGCCCCCGCAGGUGGUCACAGACAGCGAGGAGGACGAGGAUGAGGAGCUGACUCUCAAAUAUGGAGCCAAGCAUGUGAUCAUGCUGUUUAUUCCCGUCACGCUGUGUAUGGUGGUGGUUGUGGCCACGAUCAAAUCGGUCAGUUUCUACACGCAAAAGGACGGCCAGCAGCUGAUCUACACUCCGUUCCGUGAGGACACAGAGACGGUGGGUCAGCGCGCGCUCAACUCCAUGCUCAACGCCACCAUCAUGAUCAGUGUGAUUGUGGUCAUGACCCUGGUGCUGGUGGUGCUCUACAAGUACAGAUGCUACAAGGUGAUUCAAGCUUGGCUGUUCUUCUCCAACCUUCUCCUCCUCUUCUUUUUCUCCUUCAUUUAUUUGGGGGAAGUGUUCAAGACAUACAACGUGGCCAUGGACUACUUCACGUUAGCGUUGAUCAUCUGGAACUUCGGUGUGGUGGGAAUGAUCUGUAUCCACUGGAAGGGUCCGCUGCGGCUCCAGCAGGCCUAUCUGAUCAUGAUCAGCGCUCUCAUGGCCCUGGUCUUCAUCAAGUACCUGCCGGAGUGGACCGCCUGGCUCAUCCUCGCUUCUAUAUCUGUCUACGAUCUGUUGGCCGUGUUGUGCCCGAAAGGACCUCUGCGUAUCCUCGUGGAAACGGCUCAAGAGAGGAAUGAACCCAUCUUCCCUGCUCUCAUCUACUCCUCAACCAUGGUGUGGCUGUUUAAUAUGGCGGACAGCGCUGAGACCAGGAAUAAUUCCAGCCAUCCAGUUCCACAGGAGGAGAACCAGGUUGCCGUGGCACCCACGGCUCAGCCGGAGGAUGAUGGUGGCUUCACACCUGCGUGGGUCAAUCAGCAGCAGCAUCAGCUCGGCCCCAUGCAGUCCACUGAGGACAGCAGACGAGAAAUCCAGGAGUUGCCCUCCGCACGCCCGCCACCUGUGGAAGACGAUGAAGAGCGGGGUGUGAAGCUGGGUUUGGGAGAUUUCAUCUUUUACAGUAUGCUGGUGGGUAAAGCAUCAGCCACAGCCAGCGGUGACUGGAACACGACGCUAGCCUGCUUUGUGGCCAUUCUCAUCGGUUUAUGUCUAACUCUGCUCCUUCUGGCCAUCUUCAAAAAGGCCCUUCCAGCUCUCCCCAUCUCCAUAACCUUCGGCCUGGUCUUUUACUUUGCCACCGAUAACCUUGUGCGGCCGUUCAUGGAUCAGCUGGCUGUUCAUCAGUUCUACAUUUAGCACGGAGGAGAGGUCACUCCUCACGCACUCCACUUUACAGCUAAUUCCCAGAAUCCUCUUGCAGGGAACGUGAACCCUGCAGACUAGCACACCUUUCCUCUUCCUCUGGACACAUGACUGGAUUCGCUGUUUUUGGCAUUGAGUGACUCUAUUAAUUACAGUGCCUCUCCAGUGACUCAUCUGAUCCUGAUAUUGGCUUUGGUAACAUCUUCGGGCGAUAUGCUGAACAUUUGUUUGUUUGGAGAAAACACAGACCAUCUUACAUGUAAGAAUGGAUGAAAGUGAUUGACUUUAUCACUUCAUUCAAACUUUGAUGAACUCUGGUGUAUGGAAUGGGACCAGAGCUUGCUUUGUCCACCAGAGCUUGGAUUCACUUUCUAGGCAUUACAUUAAUUCCAGCUCCGAUAUAGUGAGCAUUAACCCAAAGCUCUCUGAAUGAUAUGGCUGCAAGCACAGAGGUAGGUACUGAUCACUUUUGUUGGUCUUCUGAGAGUGCCUGUGAUGCUUCGAGUUUUAAUUUUUAACACCAACCAUUUGACCAUAUUUGAGACGAUGUUCUGGGAUCCAAGCUACUGUUCUGCUCUCCUGAAAAGUGUGAGAGCGUCAUUUUGGAAUGUAUAAACUUUCUCUUUAAUUUCCCUCGUGUUUGGACAAGAUGUCAGGAGACUGUGUAAGAAUUGUUUGUUUGUUAGUUUUUUUUGUUUUGUUUUGUUUCUCUUUUUUAUUUACCAGCAAAAUGGUUGAUUGAAUGACUUUUACUUUCAUAUUAUCCACACCUUUUGUCAUUUCAAGAAAAUGCAAAUGUUUUGUAACUAAAUUGAAAGAUUCACAAAUAAAGGGGUUGCUCAUUUGAGCAAA